Salvelinus sp. IW2-2015 is the source of this 722-nucleotide messenger RNA. RefSeq names its product heparan sulfate glucosamine 3-O-sulfotransferase 3B1. Gene Ontology annotation, molecular function: [heparan sulfate]-glucosamine 3-sulfotransferase activity. NCBI's taxonomy places the organism in Eukaryota, Metazoa, Chordata, Actinopteri, Salmoniformes, Salmonidae. The record is from RefSeq and is a predicted model, not a curated record.
GAGACCGUAUGCCUGAGACCCAGGAGGGUCAGAUCACCAUGGAGAAGACCCCCAGCUACUACGUCACUAAAGACGUCCCCGCCCGUAUCCACACCAUGUCCCCAGACACCAGGCUGAUUGUGGUGGUCCGAGAUCCCGUCACCAGGGCCAUCUCAGACUACACUCAGACCCGCUCCAAGAAGCCUGACAUCCCCUCCUUCGAGAGCCUCGCCUUCAAGAACAGGACUACGGGUCUCAUCGAUACGUCCUGGAGCGCCGUCCAGAUCGGGAUGUAUGCCAAGCACCUAGAACGCUGGCUGCAGUACUUCCCCAAGGACCAGCUCCUCUUCAUCAGCGGGGAGAGGUUGAUCUCCGACCCGGCRGGGGAGAUGACACGCGUACAGGACUUCCUGGGCCUCCGGAGGGUGGUCGGUCACAAACACUUUCACUUCAACCCAGCCAAGGGCUUCCCCUGUCUGAAGAGGCCGGAGGGGAAUAGUAAGCCUCACUGUCUGGGGAAGACCAAAGGAAGGACUCAUCCUAAUAUUGACUCUGAGGUGGUACAGAGGCUGAGGGAGUUUUAUCAACCUUUCAACAGGAGGUUUUAUCAGAUGACGGGACAUGACUUUGGAUGGGGUUCAUGGAGCUGAGCGACAGAGACAUUAAAUUAAUCCGAAAUGGCACCCUAUUCCCUAUGUAGCGCACUACCCUGGUCAAUAGUAGUAUACUAUAAUAUAGGACAA